GAGUUCACCAACUACAAUAUAAACAUUGAUUACGUAAUCGCUCCUUUAAAAUUUAACAGUUGGUUAAACAAUACACGUUCUUUUUAUGUUCACCACCCAUUUUUAACAAACGGUUAACCAACCAAACGUUUUUGAAUGAAUGAGUCGUAAAUGAAUGAAUGGUAUAGUAUUACUAUGUAAAGAUGUCAGUGUAUCUCCAUACAUUUGCUUUUUCCCCAGUAACAUUGCGAAAUGGUAGGGUAACAUUAUUGUUUGACGAAAUAUUAUUACCUGUUUCGUCAAUGCCAUGUCCAUAGCGGGAACGCCUUUGUUAUUUAGCAUCCUUUUCAAAUGUCUUGUCAAUGCCAAUGUCACUUUUUCGCUGUUUUUCGUCAAGUGUUGUGGCGGUUUGAAUUGAAUUUUGAAUACAAAAUUACCAUUAUAGUGCUAGAUAAUAGAUAAUGGAAGAUAAACGCAAGCGUACGUUAAAUUUUACAAGUGACGAGAAAUCGUUGUUAACCGAACUCGUUUCAAAAUAUAAAGCUGUAGUAGAAAAUAAAAAAUCAGAUGCGACAACAAACGCCGAUAAAGCAAGGGGUUGGAAGCAUAUAUCCCAAGAAUUUAAUGCUCUUAGCACAUACUGCUCCCGCCCUCCCGAAAGUUUAAAGACUUGCUGGGAGAACAUUAAACGCCAGACAAAAAAACUAUCAGCAAAUCGGAAACGGGAAGUAUUUAAAACUGGUGGUGGCAGACCCCCUCCACCAUCUCCUGGUACUGGAGCAGGCCGUAUUGUGGAAGAAAUAUUGGGGCCUGCUUUGGAAGGUAUUGAAAAUCAAUAUGAUAGUGAUGCUUUGCUAUAUGAUGAUGUAAGUACAGAGAAACUUAUACCUAUAUGUAACAAAGAUACGGCAAAAAUGUGCUCUGACGUUGAGGAGAUAGGUACGGAUGAAGUUAUUAAUGCAGUUGUGGAGACCGAGGAUGAACCUUCAUGUUCACUUACUUUUCCCAUCGCUGAGGACAAUAAUCCGAAAUGGGAGGGCUGGACACCAAACUCUUUAAAAAGACCUAUUUCCGAUGUUUUAAAAUCUUCUAAGGACUCCAAAGUCAACAAUAGUUGGUUGAAAAGAAGGAGACCCAACCAGCAAAAUUUAGGUGACCAGCUUGUACAAGAAAAAAUUGAUUUGGUAAAAACAUUAAAAGAAAAUGCACGGGAGGAGUCCAGAAGAAGAAUUUUAAUUUUAGAUGAACAGCUAAAGCAGGAGAAAAUUAAAACACAAAAAAUAUUACAAACAAAUGUAUAACCAUUUUUAUAUUUGAAUUUUUUUUGUUAGCCGGAUAAAUAUUACUUUAAUUUAAUGUUUCAAAGUUUUUGUCAUUUUGUUAAUUCUUUAACUCAAUAAGUAAAAAAUAAAUGUGUUUAUUUUUGUAACUAGGUAUGACUGUAACUAGAAGUUAAAUUUAAUACUUAACUAGGUAGGUAUGUAUGUAGGUACCAAAAGUUAUGUAAAGUAUUCAUGUUUUUGUGAUAUAGUUUGAUGGAACUUGUAUUUUAAGUGUAAUCCUAAGGUUACCUACGAAAUAUAUUGAUUUGAUUUGAUUUAUUCCUAAAUAAGAUAAAUAAAUA
Molecule: messenger RNA, 1603 nt
Organism: Cydia splendana
Lineage: Eukaryota; Metazoa; Arthropoda; Insecta; Lepidoptera; Tortricidae
Exons: 4
Coding region: 441-1280 (279 amino acids)
Source: RefSeq, a predicted model, not a curated record